Fomitopsis serialis is the source of this 2726-nucleotide messenger RNA. Its product is annotated as armadillo-type protein. Lineage: Eukaryota; Fungi; Basidiomycota; Agaricomycetes; Polyporales; Fomitopsidaceae. Gene Ontology annotation, molecular function: RNA binding. The transcript is spliced from 11 exons. Gene Ontology annotation, cellular component: 90S preribosome; preribosome, small subunit precursor; nucleolus. The record is from RefSeq and is a predicted model, not a curated record. Bases 103 to 2718 code for a protein of 871 amino acids. Gene Ontology annotation, biological process: endonucleolytic cleavage in 5'-ETS of tricistronic rRNA transcript (SSU-rRNA, 5.8S rRNA, LSU-rRNA); endonucleolytic cleavage to generate mature 5'-end of SSU-rRNA from (SSU-rRNA, 5.8S rRNA, LSU-rRNA); ribosomal small subunit export from nucleus.
GCCAAGCGCGGCCGGAGCCGGUGCGCUGCACCGUUCCCGAAUAGCCUUGUCGCCUUUUCGCCGCUGCGACCAGCUGCGACCUGGCACUUAUUCCUCUUCAUCAUGCCUCGUGAGAAUCGCAAACGGGGGAAAAAGCAUAGAAAGCCGAAGGAAGACGACUACCACGUCCGGCACGAGCGUCAGGAGUCUAAGGCGGAGGUCGACCCAGAGGAACAGCAGGCGGGCCCGUCGUGGAUUGUGCACAGGCAGGCGGAGGAGUCAGACAAAGAGGCACCAUUUGGAUAUGUCGACGCGGAGGUGAAGGCAUACUUCCGAACAGUGGACCUGCAGAUCCGCGAAUGGCAGGAGCAAGGCCGCCCCGACGUGGGCGGAGACGAGGACACCGAUCCGAAUGAGGAUAGGCGGUUGUUCUUCGUGGCCGCCUUGACGGAAAUGGAGGGCAAGGAGAAGCAGCUUGCGACAGACAAGGACUGCUCGAUCAUCCUGGAGAGGAUGAUUCACUCGAUGGACGACUUCGUGCGUAGGGUGUACAUGGAUAGGCUGGACGGAUCAUUCGAGCAGCUCGUAACGCACCGGUUCGCAUCCCAUGUAUGCCAAACAAUGUUUACAGUGGCAGCGGACACAAUAUCCAGAGAGACUCGAGGCAUCCUCCCUACCCGACCAGAAGAUGCUACCGAACGGGGCGAGCUCCGUUCCCUCACACAGCUCGUCCUCGACGCCUGCGACGAACUCCUCCCCCGGCUUUCCUCCCUCGUCCUCGACCCCUUUGCCUCGCACGUCAUCAGCGCCCUGCUGCUGCUGCUGGCCCCCGACUGCUUCCCGCUCGAGACGCGCGAGCACGCGGUGCGCUCGAAGAAGAGCACGGCGUGGAAAGCCAGGCAGGGCUCGAUGAAGUCAGUGUUCAAGGAGAAAAAGGAGGGUGUAGGUGCGGACCUGAAGGGGAAGAGCAGGGUACCGGGGGAGUGUAGGAAGGUAGCAGAACAAUUUGUGAGGGCGCUGAGGGAGCAGCUCGGCGAGAACGAGGUGCGUGCAUUGGCAGCGGACAAGGUCGCUAGUCCGGUCUUGCAGAUGCUCCUGGAGAUUGAAGCUGAGUACGGCAUGGCUGAGGAAGCAAGCUCGCUCAUGGAUCGAGCUCUCGUCGGCAUGAUCUCUUCUAUGGAACAAAACCCCAACACAGAACACGAACCCUCCGACUAUCUCAACACUCUCCUCCGUGACCCGACUGCGUCGCACCUGCUUGAGACGCUUGUAAAGCGCGCGCCCGCGCGUGUCUUCACCGACCUCUGGGCAACGUACUUCGCCGAUAAGCUCGCGCGCCUUGCGGUGCACCCAAUCGCGAACUUCGUCCUCCAGAAGGCGUUAGUGCGGGUGGCUACGAAUUCGCUCGGGCAGGCGUGUGCGGAGUUGAACGGGGAGGUCGCGGGGAAGAUCGUCAAAACUGGAAGAGUGGAGGUCUUGCAGGCGCUUGUGGAUAGGGCAGCUGAGCUUCGUGCGCACGAAGAGGAUGUUGUGCAGGUGGUUCGCACGGCAUUUGUCCUACAAGAUGCAGAUGAGUCCUCUCUAGUUGUGCCUUGUAUCCUCCGUGCCAUCAAUGUUGAGGAUUACAAAGCUGCUCUCUUAGCGCGCGCAGAGAAGGAAACGAGGUACAAAGAAAAGUAUGGCGAGCUUGCUGUAAAUCUGGUGCGCCAGGAAAUGGAGAAAGAACCGGGCAUCGUGGAGCCCAAAGUCCAAGGGGCGCUCCUGCUACAAUCGCUUCUCCGCCUCUCCUCCCCUCACAACGAGCUCGUUCUGAACAGCCUGCAGUCGCUGACCAUCGAUGAACUGAUCGUACUGGCGCACCACCCCAUGUCCUCGCGCGUUCUGGACGUCCUGCUGUCCUCACCCACCGUACCCAUGAAGCUCAAGCGCAAGUUCAUCCUCGGCUUCAUGGGCCGCUUCCACGAGCUUGUGGACGACCGGAUCGGGAGCCGCGUAGGCGAGCGGUGCUGGGCCGUCGCGGACGGCUACAUGAAGGAGAAGAUCGCUCGCUCGGUGAUGCCCCACGAGCAUUUCCUCACGGGCUCCAUGUAUGGGAAGUACUUUGCGCGGGCGCUCAGCCUGCAACUGCUGAAGCGAGAUCCGGACCGGUGGCAUCACCAUCAAUCGGGCGCGAGCACCUCUACGUCUGCACCUACAGCCUCUCAGCGCCAGAAGCACGCACCGGUCCAAACCCUAGCUCAAACGGAAUCAUCGCGGAAGGAGCAGCCUGAAGCGGAAACAAUUGGCACAGAUGGGGUGUCGAAGAAGCGGAAACGGAAGGCGCAGCCGGAGAACGAAAUCGAUGCUUUGUUUGAGGCGAAGCUGGGGAAAAGGGUCAAGAAAGGUGAACUGAAGCCUGUCGAGAGGGGUGAUGCCGACGAGAAGGAUGAGCAAACUAACAACGGGAAGGUAGAGACGAGGAUGCAGGCUGAGAGAAAGGCGAAGAAGGGUAAAGGGGAGGCGAAGGAAGAUAAGGAUCUAAGGGACGUACUGGGGCGAUCAUGUCCGCGCCAAAGGAUGCCGGCGAGAAGGGGAAGAAGGGGAAGAGAAAAGGCAGAUAGACUGAGCAAUCGGGAAUUCGUGCGCACAAGUAUCUCCAUGGGCGUACUCAUUUGGUCCCCCUAUGUCAUUUGGUACGUGCACCUAUGGGCUGCGUUCACUCACCGAACCAGAGUAAGCGUUCUGAGCAUGAGGCACUGAGAAAUUGG